Molecule: messenger RNA, 2094 nt
Organism: Lacerta agilis (Sand lizard)
Lineage: Eukaryota; Metazoa; Chordata; Lepidosauria; Squamata; Lacertidae
Gene: CCDC9B
Product: coiled-coil domain containing 9B
Exons: 13
Coding region: 129-1964 (611 amino acids)
Source: RefSeq, a predicted model, not a curated record
UGGGAGCCCAGACAGGGCUUUUGUAAUCAAAACAUGAUCUUGUAUGCUGUGCAGCCAGUACUGAGAAAGGCCGUCUGAUGGCUCUCCUCUUUUAGCUCUGCUGUGGAAUCCGCCGAGCUUCACCUCUGAUGUCCAAAAUGCACCGAUCUGUGAGUGCUGCCUUUGUUGAUGCCACUGUGGACGAUGCAGUGUUGCGGAAAAAAGAACAAAAAGAUGUCGAACUGGAUAAGAAAAUCAUAGCUUUGCGGAAAAAGAACGAAGCCCUUAUGCGAAGAUAUCAUGAAAUAGAAGAGGACAGGAAGCGAGCAGAGCAGGAGGGUAUGGCUGUCACGUCAAGGAAAGCCAGGCCAGAUGGCCUCACCAUCACCAUCACCAAAGCCCAUAACGAGAAAAGAGUCGUGAGUGAGAAAUGGGGAAGCAGCGGCCCUCCUGCCUCCAGUUUUGGGAUUGGAAGUGAGGAGGAGGAAGAUGACGAAGAAUCUGAUCACUUGUUUACAUUCAGGAUGGGGAAGAGGGUUCAGUUGGCUGUUACCAUGGACAACAAAGCCAAGGGAAAGCGGGUUGUGAGUGAAAAACGGGGAUCAGAGUGUCUUGUGAGCCCAGGGGAGGCCCCAGACAUCAGUGAAGAAGAGAUUGAUCAGUUGGUUGCUUUCCGCAGGGGAAGAAGGAUGCAGAUUGCUAUUACAAUGGACAACAAAGGCAGGGUGGAUGAAAAGAGAACGGUGGAGAGGAGGUGGUCAGAGGGUGACAAGCAUUCAGAGAAUGUGCUUGUCAGAAAGGAGAGAGGAAAAUCUCCCCAGAAGAGCCCAGGGGAUAAGGGCUCUACCCUGACCGGGAGAGAGCGGUCGGAAUACAUGCGGUGGAAGAAGGAACGGGAUCAGAUUGACCUGGAGCGACUGGCACGCCACAAGAACGCAAGGGGGGAAUGGCGGCGGGCUUGGGACACAGAAAAAUCAGAGCACAUGUUUGAGGAUACUAAAGAUGGAGAGCCAGCUUUGGAUUGUGUCCACAACAAGAAAGGAGGAAGAAAUGCCAGGAAGUCCCAGCACCGAUCCUUGCCUUCUGAAGGAAAAAGUGGAGGUCAGCACAGAAGAAGCACCAGUGAGUCUGCUGCCAGAACACUGCCAGUAGUGAGCAGUAAAGCCAGAGGGAAGGACAGACUAACAGGCAGAGCCAGAAGAUGGGAUGCCAAGGAAGGUGAAGAAAUGCCCUUUGUAAAGGAUGAACCUGAUAAGCAGAGAUCCUCAAGCAACGAGCAACUGAAAAAGCAAGCUCUGGCUAGUGAAGCAGUCAAGGAGCAUAACUUCCCAGCAGGCCUAGAGAAUAAUAUAAAGCCCCCGGAACACAGUGCUCCCUUGCCUCAAGCCCAAAGAGAUGAAUGGAACCAAACUGCAGGUGAAGAGCAGGGUGCAAAUGAAAAAGCCAGGAGGUGCCUAACCCAGGGCAUGUCUCCCGCAAUCAGUGCGGAUGAGACCGGGGCAGAUCUCAAACUCAGUAAGUCUGUAACUGGGACUGAUUUGUCUCCCAAGGGCAACUAUAUGAACAGCAGCUCUUGUCAGGGAAUGCCUGGGAAUGUGGUGCAGACUUCUGGGCGCGACCUUCAAGAAAUCAAUUCCAUAGUCUAUGAAGGUGGCUUAGACAAAAGUGUGUAUUGUGAACGGAACCCUUGUGGGGGGCAGGCAGGAAACCGUAGUGAGCUGUUGAACAAGGAAGAAGGAGGUGGUGAAGGCCAAGGGCUGAUAACAGUAGGACAAGAAGAAGAGAACCAAGUUGGUGGCCUCCAGAAGGAGAUAAUCCCUGUGAAAGAAAGUGACGCUGCAGCCUGCCUUCUUCGAACGGAGGAGUCCAGGCCUCCAUGUAAAGGAAUUUCAGACCCGAUGAAUGAAUCUGUACAGGGAGGGGCACAAAUGAGGAACAAGGCAGAAGACCAACCUCCGUCGUGCAGUAACAAAGCACAGGAUUAAGACUGAACAUACAGGCCUCCGUAGAGGCCAAAGGACAACGUGCUAAAGCAAAUCUGGUUGCAAAGGAAGAGGAGCACAAUCUCCCCCUCUGACACUGACCUACAGCACUUGGCCUUCAGCUCCCAGCGGU